This is a messenger RNA of Amoebophrya sp. A25, 7088 nucleotides long. NCBI's taxonomy places the organism in Eukaryota, Dinophyceae, Syndiniales, Amoebophryaceae. The record is from the annotation of a GenBank genome assembly.
GGACGACGAGGAAGGGAUUAUGACCCCUCGUCAGCAGCCGCUUUUCUACGAAGAUGUUCGUAAUCCUACCGGAACUGGAUCACGAGCAUCAAGGGAUGUGUUAGAAGAUGUUCAUAAUCCAACCGGAACUGGAGCACGAGCAUCAAGGGAUGUGUCAUUACCUGCUUCUUCUUCGCAAGAUGUUAAUCUAGAUAUUUUUGAUAUAAGAAGAAGGACAAGAACUUCAAGUCUCACGCCAAUGCGAGCACCUGCAGAGCCACAGCUUGACUAUAAUAACGCCGCUGUAGUUCUUAACGAUAGGCUCCAAAACAUUCAGAUGCCGAAAGCAAAGUCGUUUCUUUUACGUCGUGGAGACGGGUUGGUCGACAGCGAGGUUGUCAACGGAGAACAAGCUGUCACUACUUCCGAAGUGAGCCCUCAGUUUGAGAAUGGACCACUGCUUCAAUAUACCGGAGGCCCCUACUUCAAUAUACAGCCUAGACCGCCAAGUGGGAGGUCUAGUUCUCGCGAACGUCCUUCACAGACUACCUUCGAGAGAACGGUGUCUGAUGCAAGCAGAACUAGUGAUGGAAGCAGAACUAGCAGAGCAGAACGGCCUCACACUGGCGCUGUUUAUCUUAAGGCAUUGAACCUUUUGAAUCUUGCUCAACUGAAGAUGAUAGACGAGAAUUUAAUUAAGUUUUAUCUUCUCAUCAGUACUAGCAGUACUUGCUUCCAGUGUUCCACCUCGAAUACUAGCUAAAUCUUGUCAUUGUGAUAUGCCAAUCAAAAAUAGCAAUCUCUGGCACUGUGUUGAGAUCUUUCUCGAUCAAUAUCAACUGAGCUUUUUCUAGACAGCUCGCAUCACUGAUUUCUACUCUGGAGGUAGUGGUAGACACCUCUAAGAACCGUGCUCCCGUUCCCGUUCCCUUGGAGCACCAUCGCACUGGCAGUUUUUCUUCCGAUACGUCAACGGUCCGCCAAUUUCCUAGGCAGACGAGUUCAGGACCAGGAAUGACUCGCCAAAUAAGUCCAGGACAAUUUGGACUUCGAUUUUCACGUACUUUCUUUCCGACGUCGUGUGAUGUCUGAUGAUCAUAGCUAAACACCACCCAUGUUGUUAAGCCUGUGAAGGUUGAUCAAACUCAAAAGUUAUAAAUAUUCAUCAUCAUCACCGUUCAUCAUCAUCAUCAUCAUCAUCAUCAUCACCAUAUGCUUACGCAUACUAUAAUUAUCUAUAUUAUAAACCAAAACUUAUUUUGAAUGCUAAACAGGAGUGAAUUUACGGCUUGAGAUGUACGCAAAUCAUGGCAAAGAUGUACGGGUGAGAUGUAUACGUCUGAGAUAUAUAUCUCGAGAUAUAUAUCUUAUACGUAAAUCACGGGAAAGAUGUACUCUUGGGAUGUACUUACACCGGGGCGAUUCAUAGUAGGUUUCCAAAAUUCCACUUUUUUGAGAUGUACGGAAAUCAUGGGAAAGAUGUACGGGCUAGAUGUAUACAUCUCGCGCCGUAAAAGUGCCGCGUUUUUGAGUACAACUUUCCCGCGAUUCUGCUCCUGCUAAGGCUUUCGGCAGUACCUCAAAAGUCAAAACCCUGAACCAACAGCACAAGCCAAGGACUGCGCUGAAUGGACAAAAAACGAAGAGCGAAGCGCCUCAGCCUGGGGCCAGUCAUCUCAUGAAGAAAAUCCGCUGCGUCUGCGUAUGUGCUACAAAAAGGACCCACAUGCAAACAAAGAAAUGCAAACAGAGGCAAGCACCCAGCAGCUACACGCUGAGCAAGUUAGCACCUGCGCGCUUUUUGGAUCAGGCGCCUGAGCUGGCUCAAACUCAAAGGGUCAGACCUUUCAAGCAGGUCAAAAGUAGACAGCGACUUCACAAAGCUGCGCGCUUUGGGUAAGGAUUUCGAGCUGACUCAAAGGAUGGGGCCGCUCAAGCACGUCAAAAGUAGACAGCAACUUCAUAAAGCUGCGCCUUUUGGAUAAGAAGUCUGAGCUGGCUCAAACUAAAAGGCUGGGACCUUUUAAGCACCUCGAAAGUGGUCAGCAAUCUCAUAAGUUUGCGCUUUAGUAUAAGGAGUCUGAGCGGGCUCAAAGGGUGGGACCUUUCAAGCAGAUCAAAAGUAGACAGCAAUCUCAUAAAGUUGUGCUUUUUGGAUAAGAGGUCUGAGCUGGCUCAAAGGGUGAGACCUUUCAAGCAGGUCAAAAGUAGACAGCAAUCUCAUAAAGUUGCGCUUUUUGGAUAAGGAGUCUGAGCGACGUCAAAGGGUGAGACCUUUCAAGCAGCUCAAAAGCAGACAGCAACGGUAUAGAGCUGCGCUCUUUGGAUAACAGGUCUGAGCUAAGUCAAAGGGCGACACCUUUCAAGCAGCUCAAAAGGAGGCAGCAACUUCACAGCGUUGCGCUCUUUGGAUAAGGGGCCUGAGCUGGAUCAAAGGGUGGGACCUUUCAAGCAGGUCAAAAAUAGAGAGGAAACGCAUAAAGCCACGCGCUUUGCGUAAGAGGCUGGAGCAGAGUGAAAAGGUGGGGCCCUUCAAGCAGGCCAAAAGUAGACGACAGCAAUCACAUAAAGCGGCGCGCUUCGGAUAGGAUGCCUGAGUGGCCUCAGCUGGGUCAAAAGGUGGGACCUUUCAAGCAGGUCAAAAGUGGGCAGCAAUUUCCUAGAGCUGCGCUCUUUGAGUAAGGCGCCUGACUUGACUGAGUGAAAGCGUGGGACGCUACGAGCAGGCCAAAAGUAGGCAGCAGCUUCACGAAGUAGAUUGCGCCUUUUGAGCAAGGAGCUUGAGCAAAGAAAGGCAAAAGGCGGGACCUCUCAAGCAAGCCAAGCCAAAAGCAGACAGCAGCCCCAUGGCGUUGCGCUUUUUGGAUAGGAUGCCCGAGCUUGGUCAAAUGGUGGGACCUUUCAAGCAGGUCAAAAGUGGGCAGCAAUUCCAGAAAGCUGCGCGCUUUGAAUGACCAAGCUGGCCAGAUCUGGGCCAAAGAGCGAGACCUUUCCAGCAGGUCAAAAGUGGGCAGCCAUUUCAUAGAGCUGCGCCCUUUGAUUGUGGAAGGCCUCUGAGUGAGCUGAUUGAAAGGCUGGGGCCUUUCUUUCAAGCAGGUCAAAAGUAGAGAGCAAUAUCAUACCGCUGCGCUUUUUGGGUGGGAGGUUUGAGCAGAGUCAAAAGCCGAGACCUUUCAAGCAGGUCACUCAAAAGUAGGCAGCAACUUCAUAAAGCUGCGCCUUUUGGGUCGGGUGCCUGCGCUGGGUCAGAGGGUGAGACCUUCCCAGCAAGUCAAAAGGGCCAGCAGCUUCACAGCGUUGCGCCGUUUGGAUGAGGGUCUUGAACUGAGCCAAAGGGUGGGACCUCUGAAGCAGCUCACAAGUACGCAGCAACUUCAUCGCGUUGCGCUUUUUGGAUCAGAAAAGAAUGGGCGCAAAGGACAAGGCCUCUCGAGUAGGCCAUAAGUAACCAGCAAGCCCAUAGGCUUGGGCCUGCUUUCUGAUCAGAAAGCUCAAGCGGCUCACAGAUUGCAUCGCCCAAGCACAUGAAAGCCGCACAGCACUGCUCGCGUGGCGUUGUUCUUGUUCACUUAGAUCAAAGCCUUGAGAUGACGCAUGCCCACACCUCUCGAGAAAGCCAGAAGCAGAUAGGGAAGCUAAGCGAUAGAGCGCAACUUGCCGUAAGCUUGGGAGGGCAAAUGGCUCACAGAGAGCACACGCGAAGCAGCUGAAGCGUAGGCAGCAACGCGACACCAUAAAGCUGCGUGAUUUGGAUGGAAAACCCAAAACGGCGCAAAGAGUAAAACCCCGCAAACAGGCCGAGAGUAGAACGGAGCCGCCCCCUAGUUCUCUCCACGGAAAAGAUCUACGGUAGACGUUCUCAUGGUGAGCGGAGUCGGGCGUAGUGCUUCGCCCACUAUGCGGAGAACCGAAAGCGACAAGCCUGGGGCCCCCCUCGUGACACUGCCAUGCCAGCCGGAGACGCAACACACUCCAAGAGUAGGGGACCCACGCCCAAAACCAGGGCCAGGGGGCGCGCGAGGUUCUCAUGGUGAGCGGAGUCGACUGCAGUGCUUCGCCCAGCCACUACGCUGAGAACCAAAAACAGCAGGCCUGGAGUGAUCUGCUCAAGGAUUUGACUCUCGGCGUAUGUAUUUGGUUACCCGUUUGCCUCAUUCGUUCGAAGUAGUUCCUUUUGGGCGUUUCGGGUGCUGCCAGGGCGGGGGUUUAUGUAGCACGUAGUAGCUUGCAGCGCGGAGCUGCUUCGCUUAUUCCAUAGCCCGCCACUCUUUACGUAAUUCGUAGCACGCCGGUAGGCCGUAUGGGUUUUAUGUAACUCGUAGCAUUUGCCAGACCCUUCCGCCCUGCCCCGGCGUGUGUACACGCCGGGGGCACGUGGGCGGUAUCAAUAUCUAAUGAAAGCCACUUCAAUCUAGACAAUUCCAUCAUCCUUCUCAUCAUUACCACAAUUACAUACCUUGUUCUUCAUCACUUCUAUCAUUAUAUAUCACUUCUUGUCGCUAUAAUUUCAUCAUUAUCUUCUUCGUAUCACUUGUAGCUAUUUCAUGAUUAUCUUCUUGUUCUUCGUCAUUUUCAUCAGCUCCCGAGGACAUGGAUCUUCAACGAGGGGAGGAGCGGACCCCUGAUACACGAGGGAUGAGCUUAGGGUUGUUUUUGCCUGCGGGUUUUGGCAGUCCAGCAGCAUCACCACAGUCCUUCCAGUCCUUCACGGCUGAGCGCUUAUCGGCUACCCCAACCAACAGCAACUCGAACUUUGCUCUGGGUGGAGACCGCUUCUCUCAUAGAAGUGGCUUGACUGGCAGUCCUUAUGGGAGCAACUCCAACUUUGCUAUGAACUUUGCUAUGGAGGUUGAGGGAGGAUAUGGGGCUGGUGUCAGCUUCAGUGGCAGCGGAGGACUCGAAGGAGAUCGAGGCACCCCAGUUGGAAGUUUUAGUGGCAGCAACAGGGGAGAACUGCUGACGGGUGGCGUUCCCAGUGCUGAUCACCUUCUAGAGGAGUCGAGAAAUACCUACACGACGAUCGGAGAUAUGUUGCCGAGAACUUCCACUAGUCCACUGCAAGAACAUCCAAAUGAAAAUAGCAGAGUAACGCCUCCUGUCAGAGUAGAAACGGGAGAAUUAGUAUUACAAGAAAGUGGAAGGAGGAGAAGGGCACCUCAAGCUGCCAGAAGUACAGAGAUGAAUCAAGCUUCUGUGUCCGAGUCACCAACAAGAAGACGCUCACUCAGACUUGAAGAAGAUGCGUCCCCAGAAGCUGCACACAGUUCUACUGAACGUCGAGGUGUAUCUGAGAGCUGCGCUACUAGGCCUUCCGUAGGAGGAAGCAAAACAUCUGCCCAAAAUCGGAGAAGAACUUCACCAGGGACGAGCCGUAGAAGUACUGCUCGUGCAUUAAUAUCAGGACAAGCCACUAAUGACGGUACUCUGAAGGCUUCUAGAAGACCAGGAUCGAGCUCAAUUUCGAAGAUGAAGAGGACCUACCGGAAAACUGCUGACUAUGAAAUGCCAAGCUCAGAAGCAGUGUACUCUGUUUUAUGGUCAGCUUUUAUCCAUCUUCUCUCUCAACAUCUUGGUACCAUAAUUUUGCUCUGUAUUCUCAUGAAAUACAAGGUAAAAGGGGGCCAAGAUGAGCGGACCGAGAUGCAUUGUGGCACACGCUAACUGUUGACGCGGAUAGCUGUUUCGGCUCUAUCCUCGAACACUGGCAAAGAGCGAAGGAUCAGCGACGACGUCGACCAAGCCUUGCAUCAUGGUGCAGGCGGAAGGUCAAAGGUCCAAUCAUGUUAUGAACAACAUGAACGCUGUUGUUGUUGUUUUCAUAAGCACUUUGCAAUCGAAAUCUAGGUUGUUGCGUAGUUCCGCAUGAGUGAACAAGUGGUCUUGAAGUUUUUGUAGUCUUUCACAACUACAUAAACCCUUCUCGAACAUGCUUCAGCCAUGCUCUUUUGAUUUUGUCCCACAAAUAAAUUAUUCUAAUAGCCGAUUUGCUGCGCCGCGGCCGCUCGUUCCGUGAAUCUGAAGGAUCAUGCUUAUCGGGAAUCCUAAGAUCGAUGCAAGAGUGAUGUUUUGAAGUGUGAAGUUGCCAAAUUAUGCGUCCUAAUUUUCGUCAUUUUCAUAUCCUUUUUCUUACUUUGUCUUUGAGUUGUUCGCAUAAGUAGAUACAAAUGAUCACCAAGAAGCCUAUAAGCUGUAAAUCUCAGAAAUCUUACUCUGAUAGCUUCAAUUUUCGAAAGUAUUAUUGAAUGACGACGUUCCCUGUAUUUUAUUUUUGAUGAUUACGUGUGAAGAUUUGAAGCUAAGUCUUAUAAACAAAUUGAAAUUUUGAUAGUGCAAUUAUCUAAGUUCAUACAGAAGAAUCGGAAUCCAUUACACGUGUACAAUUCUCAUAUCUGCGUGCUGCUAGUACUUCUUCUAUGCCAAGUUUGACACACGACUGAAAUACCUGUACAUUCGGGUAAGCACUACAAGUCCUGGAGCCCCACGACUCCCUGGGGCUGGAUACAACGCGAGCAUCUACGUUUUAGGAUGUCCUCCUCCUCUGAAGAAAUCAACAACGCUUGUUCAGAGGAGGAGGACAUCAUCAAAGAAGACAACAUACCUUCUAUGUGCGCAGGCUGAGUUAGUAGACUCAGAAUUAUCUACACCUCCACGACCAUUCCCAAUAUCUGAUUGAGUGUCAAUGUUCUUUUCAACAUUUGUAGUUGUACACGUGUAAGCCUAGUCUUGGCGCGAAAUUCAGGAGAUGCCAAAGCUGUACACUUCAACACAGGCGUUUCGAAUAUCAGGCAUCGAUAAAUUCUCUCCGAUAAACCUUCUGCGACAAAUCUUUUACUCCGCUUCUUGAUAGUGUUGGCUGGACUUGGGGGCAAUUUCUUACGGCUUAUGUAUCGUGAAUGAAUACCGACUGGUCACCAGUGGUGCUGACCGUAAGGGCCUCAUCACAUGAUAGAUGCGAGAUCUUAUUCGUAAAAGUAUCAAAAAUGUGACUAUACGAAGCACUUCAAAUCAUCUAUCAUGAACACAAAGCCUGUUGUCACUUGGCAAGUGCAAUCUGUAGGUCUGUGGAUAACCGUCUAUCCUUCUCCUAAUAGUAGUAACCUCGCUCGUAU